Messenger RNA from Microthlaspi erraticum, 1272 nucleotides. The record is from the annotation of a GenBank genome assembly. NCBI's taxonomy places the organism in Eukaryota, Viridiplantae, Streptophyta, Magnoliopsida, Brassicales, Brassicaceae.
AUGGCGUCCUCAACCUCAGAAAAGAGAUGGAUUUUCCCUCUAGCAAUGGCUUCUCUCAUGUUCAUAUUCCUCGCAGCUGCAUCAUUCAACAUGGGUCUCCUCUCAUCCGUCCGCACCAUCAACUCACUCUUCUUCUCCUCCAACCUAUCAACCACAAGCGAAACAACCGCCAAGUUCGCAGAGUCAAAGAUCAACCAGUCCCCUCUUCAUCCUCCUCCUCCUCCAGUACAGUCUAGUCCUCGCUUUGGUUAUCUAGUUUCAGGUUCAAGAGGUGACUUAGAGUCUCUAUGGAGAGUGUUGAGAGCACUGUACCAUCCUAGGAACCAAUACGUUGUCCAUCUCGACCUCGAGUCUCCCGCUGAAGAAAGACUCGAGCUAGCUAAACGUGUGAGAGAAGAUCCUAUUUUCAGCGACGUUGGGAAUGUUUACAUGAUCACAAAAGCUAACCUCGUUACUUACCGAGGACCUACAAUGGUCGCCAAUACGCUCCACGCUUGCGCCAUUUUAAUGAAACAGAGUAAAGACUGGGACUGGUUCAUUAAUCUCAGCGCCUCUGAUUAUCCUCUAGUGACUCAAGAUGAUCUUAUUCAUACAUUCUCAGAGCUGGACAGAAACCUUAACUUCAUAGAUCACACUAGCAAACUUGGCUGGAAAGAUGAUAAACGAGCAAAGCCACUGAUCAUAGACCCGGGGCUUUACUCGACCAAGAAGUCAGAUGUCUUUUGGGUUACACCUCGCAGAACCAUGCCAACUGCAUUCAAGCUUUUCACUGGUUCUGCAUGGAUGGUUUUAUCUCGUUCCUUCGUAGAGUAUUGCAUAUGGGGAUGGGACAAUCUUCCACGUACACUGUUAAUGUAUUACACUAACUUCCUCUCUACACCGGAAGGAUAUUUCCACACGGUGAUAUGCAACGCGCCGGAGUAUUCUUCCACGGUGGUGAACCACGACUUGCAUUACAUCUCGUGGGACCGUCCUCCCAAGCAGCAUCCUCGGACGCUCAACAUCAACGAUACGGAGAAGAUGGUUGCGAGUGGAGCUGUGUUCGCACGCAAGUUUAAACACGAUGAUCCUGCUUUGGACAAGAUUGAUAAAGAGCUGCUCGGUAGAGGUAAUGGCAACUUUACACCUGGUGGUUGGUGUGCAGGCGAACCGAAAUGCUCUAGGGUUGGUGAUCCUUCCAUGAUCAAACCCGGUCCUGGAGCUAACCGGCUACGAGGGCUUGUUGCUAGACUUGUUUUGACAGCUAAACUCACUCAAAGGCAAUGUAGAUAG